Molecule: messenger RNA, 3792 nt
Organism: Phymastichus coffea
Lineage: Eukaryota; Metazoa; Arthropoda; Insecta; Hymenoptera; Eulophidae
Product: myb-like protein AA
Exons: 8
Coding region: 165-2261 (698 amino acids)
Source: RefSeq, a predicted model, not a curated record
UCGGCGACUUAUCUUCGAGCGAGGAAGCGGCCGCCGACGUUACAGCUGCCAACUCGCGAUCCUCUAGUCUGAAUGGCCGCGAGACCAAAGAAGCAGGCGGCGCGUUCAGUGUGCUCCAGCGUCCUCUCUGUGUCUGUCUCGCGGAGCGCGAGCUGCUGUUGUUGAUGUGUCGCUCGGGUCGCCUGCAGCAGUCGACCGCGGCGGCGCAACAUCGAGGCAUGCGACGUUUCGCCAGAAGGCGCCGCACCCUGGCCGCCUUCACCGCCAUCAUGGGCCGACUCGGCAGGGCGGCCGCUCACACGUCCUCGUCCGUGGCCGGCAACCAUCAUCACAGCGCUGUCGGCACCGCUGCCAGCAGCAUGCGGGCCGCCUUCAAGGUGCAUUACCGCAGACUCGUGGAGGAGCCGAGCCCGACCAAGAAGCAGCGCCGUGGUGACGAGCACGACGACCAGCACCAAGCUAAGAGUGCCAAGAUCGGCGCCGGCCAGCAGCAGCGCCAGCAACAGCAGCAGCAGCAGCUCGUCGGCGUACAGAUGCCCGACUACAUGUCGUAUUGCUGCUGCAGGUGCGGGCACACGCAGAAGCUCAAAGCGGAGGAACUGAACACGAUAGUCGGCAAUGCCUUUCGUAUGGCGUACGUGGCACAGCUGCAACGCCAGCCGAUCCUCCACGAUGUAAUUAGCUCCAAGUCCACAGCGCACUUCCGCAAGGACAAGCAGCAGCAGCAGCAGCAGCAGCAGCAGCAGCAGCAGGCACAGCAGCAGCAGCAGCACCAGGACAACAACCGCAGCGUUUGGAGCAAAUCGCUGAGCGACGCAGCGAACAACAAUAACAACAACAAUAACAAUACCAACAACAACAACAACAACAGCAGCAGCGGCGGUGGCGGCGGCGGCGGCGGUGACAACAGCGUUCUGACGGUGGGCAGCAAGAGCAACGCGACUAGCAGUAGCGUGAGCAGCAGGUCGAACGCGACGACGACCGGCAGCAGCAGCAGCAACAGUAACAGCGGCGACGACGACGAGCGCAGCAGCGCUGCCAGUCCCACCGGUGACAUGAAUCUCAGCGCCAGUUGCUCGCCCACGCUUCGGCUGUCCAGCGUCAAGACACCGAACUCGAUACCGGGACUGCGGCCGUCGCACAACUUUAGCCCGCUCGACGGAUGCAACAACGCUGCCCAGCAGCAGCAGCAGCAGCAGCAGCAGCAACAGUCGCAGCCGCAGUCGCAGCAGUCGCAGAAGAGCUGCUCGCAGCAAAGCACACCCAGCAGCGACGAGAGCAACUCGCCCACGGAGCUCAACUCGUACAAACGGCUGGCCGACAAGCCGCCGCUCAUCAAGCGACUCGCCAUGGGACUCACCGGUGGCCGCGACGUGCUGGGCUUGAACGUGGCCGGCGAGGACGACAGCUGCCCGCUGGUGAGCGGCGGCAGCACGCCCCUCUCGCCGACGACGACGAGGCCGUACUCGGGCGGAUAUAUCAACGAGGCGAUCAUCGAUUCCGAGCCGACUAUCGCGUCUACCACCAGCGCCAUCACCACCACCACCACCACCACGACCACCACCACGAGGUCGGCGCACUACGGCAAACUACUGCCAGCCACCGAGCACCUCGACAACACCAUCAAUUCGUCGAUCAACGCCAAGAAUUUCAAUGUCGAGAACAAUAGGUUGGCGCAAAGCUCCACGGAGGCGGAUUUCAAGACGAAGCGACGGUCGCAGCUGAGCACGUCGAGCAGCUCGGCAGCGCCAGCUGACGGGAGCACCUUGGGCUCGACACCCACGCCGCCGCCGCUGCCGGAACGACACGACAGCCUCAGCUUUCGCAACGAGGAGGCGGAACUCAGGCGGGCUCCCUGGUUCCAAGCUGGCAUUCCUAGAGAGAUCACGCUGGAGGUGUUGAGCCAAGAGCCCGAGGGCGCGUUCAUGGUGCGCGAGAGCACGAGCAAACCCGGCUGCUAUGCGCUGUCGCUGCGAGUGCCCCGCGACUUUCAGCCGAGCGGCAUUGCUCACUACCUCAUCAUGCGCAUCGCCAAAGGAUACAAGAUCAAGGGCUUCACAAAGGAGUUUACAACGCUGACGUCGCUGAUAACGCACCACUCGGUGAUGCCGGAGCUGCUGCCAUGUCCUCUGUCGCUGAGCCGCUACAAUCCCAGCUUCGUCAAGGCAGACUCGAGCAAGGACUUUGCCGACAUCGACUCCGACCCGGACUACAAUACCCUAGCAGACUUUCGCAAAAUGAUGGCCGACUUGAAUGUCUAAAUGAAAAGCGAUUUAAUCGCGCUCGGAUAAGGCUGCAGGCGUCGCAAGUCAGUUGCCAGCAGUCUAAGCGAACCAUCGUAGGCUCUUCGCAAUGUAGCUUAUUCAUAUAGCUGGUGUCGACAACCGCCUGCUGCAUGAGCGCCCUUUCGUUCCCCCAUUGUUGUUCUUUUUCCCUUGCUGCCUGGGAGUCCGAGAAAAUGUCUAUUCAACCGUUCGCAUCCUAUCAAACAUCUCUCUGCCGUUGAAGGAUAAUUUUUGCUCUUACUUCCGGGCUGAAGCCCAGAAAGGUUGGCGUAGGAGAAUUCGUUACCGUUGAGCAGACUAUUGACGACGUCCGACUACUGUUUUUACGUUGUCCCGAUGAAUAUGAUUGUUAUUUUUCGAUCAUUCAAGACAUUGUUCAAGAUUUGUUUUCUGUUCGUGUUAUCGUCGAGUGGCGUCGUUUGACACUCGACCCAAUUUCCGCAUCAUAUUCAAAUUUAACGAACAUGUCAACGUCAGUCAUUGGUGUAGGAAACGAACCAACAAAAACAAAUUGUCACGUAUCGAUAAGGUACGGCUAACUAAACAAACAAAAAAGAUGCAAGGUGUGUUGAUAUUGUAUAUAAAUUAUGAUAACUGUUAUGCGAUGUCGAUUGUAUUUAAUUAAGAGUGAGAGAACUGAAAAACUAAAAAUAGCAGGUUGGCAACUCUUGACGAUUAUCGCUCGAGUAACCUAGUCUUGUACAGAAGUCGUGCGCUUAGAUUAUAUUUGAAUCGGGCGGCAAGUAUGAAAAUCCAGCCAAGUUGCUACUACUUUUGGUAUUCGGCUGAUAUUCCUAUAUAAAUUCAUAUGUUGUCCAUUCGCUUACCUGAAAACAGUAGAACUUCUGGCUUCUCAGACGCGCCCGACAACAAAAAUUACGUUAGACAAAAACGAAGAGAGCAAAAAAAAUAUCAUAAAUAAUAUCCAUAGAUACACGCAGUUUAAGCUUGAACGUGACAACAAAUUACAUGUAUUAUCCGAGGUCUCAAAAUCCUUAGCCACUGCAGCUAUGCCGAAAAGAAAAAUGCUUAGGCCAAAGCGUUUGAGAGUCACUAUUAACUUAUCCGUUAACUUUUGCAUCAUUUAAAAAUAUUAAAUUUUUGAUUCACCAACUAUUUGAAUAAAUUUAGUUCAUGAAAAUCCAAUAAUUUAAUAAAACAAACAUUUUAUUUGGCUGACUCAAGUCACAGAACACUGUCCAGUGCACUGCCAAUUUUUUUUACUUUUAUACUAUAAGACUCGCUAAAACUAGAAAUUACUAAUGUUAAAACUGACGAAAUAGGAUACCAGUGUGUUCAGUAGUGCUGAGGUAGAGACCCCGCUAAAAACAUAAAUAGCAGUUAUACAAAAAAAUAAAAAAGCAUUAUACCACUAUCUUCUUGUACUAAAAUGUUUGCAGUACUUUGAUGAUAAAUGAAAAUCGAUAUAACACAGAAUUCGCAGAUCUACGCUAAACUGGAUAUUGAUUGCUGCUUCAGAUUUGUAACAUUCUAAAAAAUCAUUAUA